Molecule: messenger RNA, 2306 nt
Organism: Branchiostoma floridae (Florida lancelet)
Lineage: Eukaryota; Metazoa; Chordata; Leptocardii; Amphioxiformes; Branchiostomatidae
Product: guanylate cyclase soluble subunit beta-1-like
Exons: 10
Coding region: 282-2306 (674 amino acids)
Biological process (GO): response to oxygen levels; cGMP biosynthetic process
Cellular component (GO): guanylate cyclase complex, soluble
Molecular function (GO): guanylate cyclase activity; heme binding
Source: RefSeq, a predicted model, not a curated record
GCGUCAUUGUGACCGCAAGGAGAAAUUGACGCAUUUUUUUCGAAUUGGCGCAAUUUCCUAGCACAAUGGCACAGUCGACUGAGACACCCGCUUUAUUCCUCACAGCGGACACAUACCUGAUAAAAGGUUUCAACACGUCUGUCCUAUUAUCCAGGAAGUCCAUCGUGUCUGUAGGAUUCGGCCGCUGAAGUUGAAACGAAGAUCGUCGUGCUACAGUGUAGACACGCUCCCCAACAACAGGAAGUCACUACUAUUACUGUGGAGAGUGCUGGCAACAAAUCAUGUACGGGUUCAUCCACUGUGUGCUGGGGGAUCUGGUGGUUCGUGGCUUCGGGGAGUCGACAUGGCAGCGCAUCGUAAAGAACGCUGGAAUCGAGCUAGGAGGCGGGACGUUUUUGAUGCAUAAAGUAUACAGUGAUGACGACACCUGGAGGCUACUGAAUGCCAUAUCCGAGCAUCUGGAAAUCUCGCGAGAGGCCGUGUUGGAAUCCAUGGGAGAACACUUCGUCCGGUACUGCAUAGAGUACGGCUUCGGUAGCCUGCUCAGGGUCCUCGGUGGGAGCCUGAAGGACUUCCUGUGUAACCUGGACAGCUUGCACGAACACCUGGCCAGCACCUACCCGGGCAUCCGUUCCCCUUCUUUCUGCUGCACAGAGGGACCUGAUGACACUCUUUUUCUGCACUACUAUAGCGAAAGAUCUGGGCUCUAUCCAAUCGUGAAAGGCCUGGUCCGCAUGAUCGCUAAGGAGUUCUUCAACGUCAGUGUCGCCGUCGACGUAGUUUCAGAGGAGCGUGAGCUGACGUCAUGCCAGGGACAGGUCGUGACGUUUUCCAUACGUCAUCUCAGCUGCAACGGUGAUCCCCCUGGGGACGAGAAGAGACUGAGCAGUGGGACGAUCUGUCCCACCACCAGCAGCGACCCUAAGGACCUCCCGCUCAGCGUGGACACGUUUAAUGACAUCUUCCCCUUCCAUGUCAUGCUGGACAGAGAUUUGAAGGUCGUGCAGAUGGGACGCAGCCUCCAGAGGUUGUUGAAGGGUAACGUCACAUCAGCCGAGCUGAGAUUCCAAGACAUCUUCGAGAUCAUCCGUCCGAAGGUGGAAUCCCUCUUCAGUGACAUAGUGAGACAUCUCAACACGAUAUACGUUGUGAGAACGGUCCAAGGAAUCAUCAACAAGGGGAAAGAUUGUACAGCACAAGCUUGCGAAGGAGCAAGUAACUCUGCCAGCGUGGACUUGGAUGAGUCGACUCUAAAGCUGAAGGGGGAGAUGGUUUUUGUUACAGAAUCGGACAUGCUUCUUUUCCUGUGUUCGCCUCGCGUUAAAGACUUGUCGGAGUUUUUGAGAAAGGGUCUUUACUUCAGUGACACGCCGCUUCACGACAGCAGCCGGGACGUCCUGAUGGUGAACUACCUGCGCAGGAGGGAGAGGGACCUGCUGGACAAGAUAGAGGAUGUCGGGAACCAGCUCCGGAAACUCCAGGGGAAGCUGAGUGAAGACAAACGUCGCACGGAGGAACUGCUGCAUUCUAUCCUCCCAUCAAAUGCGGUGCAGAGUCUAGUGUCCAACAGUCCAGUCGAGGCCGAGGCCCACCCCGUGGUGUCCAUCCUCUUCUCGGACAUCGUCAACUUCACGGGCAUCUGUGAGAGGGUGGAGCCCAUGGACAUCGUGCGCAUGCUCAACAAGUUGUACACAAGCUUUGACGUGCUCAGCAAACUGAACGAACUGUACAAGGUGGAAACAAUCGGUGACGCCUAUAUGGUGGCGGGAGGGAUUCCUGAGAAGGUGGAUGAUCAUGCUGACAGAGUCGUUACCAUGGCAGUGGGGAUGAUGGAUGUCUCCAGGACAGUGACGUCACCGGACGGGGACAAGCCUAUAUCCAUCCGAGUGGGCGUCCACUCCGGGCCGUGCAUGGCAGGCGUGGUGGGUACCACCAUGCCCCGGUACUGUCUGUUCGGAAACACCGUCAGUCUGGCCAGCAAGAUGGAGAGCUGUAGCCAACCCGGCAAGAUCAACAUCAGCGAUGCAACCAAAAUGUGUCUCCAUAAAGGCAGCUAUAUAUUUGAAGAAAACAUGUCCUCCAGUCUUCCGAUACGCAGCUACUUCGUGCAGGCGUCAUACCGGGCACCAGAUUCCCCAGUAACGCCGAGGAGCCCCCUAGCGGCCAGCAUGGGACUGUUCCUGACGCCCCAACCUUCUCCGUGCGUUACACCAGAAACUACGCCGCUCCAGAGUCCGUGCCUCAGCAGGAGGAACUCAGAAUUAUUCGACAUAACAGCAGCAGUAGAGGUCAGACAUAGUAUUUGA